CGAGCUACCAGCCAGGUUAUCAGCCGAUGAUGGGGCAUGCAAGCGUGACCGUUGUCCAUCAGCCAGGAAUGGUGAUUACGCAACAGUUUAGAGAACAUCCGGUCCGCACUAAAUGUCCGGCCUGUCAGGCUGAGAUCCUUACAUCAACCUCUUACGAAACCGGAACCUUUGCUUGGGUUAUUGCCCUUGUAUUGUGCCUGUUUGGGUUGUGGCUGGGUUGUUGCCUGAUCCCUUUCUGUGUUGAUGGCUGCAAAGAUGUCGUCCACAGCUGUCCGAACUGCCGACAUACCAUCGGAAAGUUCAACCGAAUGUAAAACCAGAGUCUGACCAACACGAAAUGACCACCAAACUAGAUUUUUAAUUUUGCCUUUUCAAACAACCGCGUUUUUUUU
Saccostrea cuccullata (small rock oyster) is the source of this 392-nucleotide messenger RNA. RefSeq names its product lipopolysaccharide-induced tumor necrosis factor-alpha factor homolog. The transcript is spliced from 2 exons. The annotation marks the transcript as partial. The record is from RefSeq and is a predicted model, not a curated record. NCBI's taxonomy places the organism in Eukaryota, Metazoa, Mollusca, Bivalvia, Ostreida, Ostreidae. Gene Ontology annotation, molecular function: zinc ion binding.